Erpetoichthys calabaricus (reedfish) is the source of this 2647-nucleotide messenger RNA. RefSeq names its product ddb1 and cul4 associated factor 11 (gene dcaf11). Gene Ontology annotation, cellular component: Cul4-RING E3 ubiquitin ligase complex. Gene Ontology annotation, biological process: proteasome-mediated ubiquitin-dependent protein catabolic process. Bases 248 to 1978 code for a protein of 576 amino acids. Lineage: Eukaryota; Metazoa; Chordata; Cladistia; Polypteriformes; Polypteridae. Gene Ontology annotation, molecular function: protein binding. The record is from RefSeq and is a predicted model, not a curated record. The transcript has 15 exons.
CAGAUCGGAGCCGCAAUGGUGAUCUCUCCUUUCCAAUGGUUAUUGGACACUAGAGGUCAUGUGACUCUGGGGAAACGCAGCGGCAAUGUAAACAACAUGGCGCCCUAGAGAGCUUGUAGAGGCGAGGCAGAACGAAGAAAUUACUUUAUAUUUACGUAAUUUCGUGAGCCGAAAACAAAGACGGCAGCAGAAGACAGUAUUCGAUUCAUUUUCAGCGUUGUGACACCAGGCGGUGCUUGUGCAGUUGAUGGGCUCUCGCAGCAGCUCCAGUGCUGACAUGUCAAGGCAGCGUCACAACGAACAGGAGGACGAGCAGAGCCACGGCGAGGCAGACCAGCCAAAUGGACGGACCGCCCGCAGCGCUCGCCCAACCCCCGCUGGAGAGGAUUCAAGCAGAAGUCGGACCACUGCCAGUCGAUCUGCCUCUUCAAGUACAUCGGGAAGCUCUGGGAGCAACAGCCAGGGCAGAAGUGAAGAGGACGUGGAUUUGGCUCAAGUGUUAGCCUACCUUCUCCGGAGGGGCCAAGUCAGGCUGGUACAUGGAGGUGGAGAAACAGGACUUCAGCUUGUUCAGUCAUAUUCUGACUCUGAGGAUGACAGUGAUAGUGCCUGGGAUGGUAGACUGGGUGACCGUUACAAUCCACCAGUGGACUUGAACCCUGAUACACGAGAAGUAGACUGCAGUGAAAUUAAGACACAGAUUCUACUAGCAACAGGUGCUCAGGCUUUGAAAGAGAAAAGUUUUACCAGGCUGCUCCAAACAAGGGAGCAGGGUCGAUGUCACAGCACCAGUUUCUCUCAUGGGGAGCGUUCUCACAUCCGAUCACAUUUUCUCCCCAAUUAUAUGGCACACCGUGAGAAUUUACAACAGAAGGCAUUCUGUGGUGUGUACUCAGAGAAUGGGUCCAUGUUCAUGUCUGCUUGUCAGGAUCAGAAUGUGAGGCUUUAUGAUACACGCCAUGGUCGUUUUCGUUUGCUGAAGACAAUAAAGGCAAGAGAUGUUGGAUGGAGUGUGCUUGAUGUGGCAUUCACACCUGAUGGGGCAAAUCUACUCUAUUCCAGCUGGUCUGACUAUAUCCACAUCUGCAGCAUAGAUGGAGACAGUGAGAGUCACACUGCCCUGGAUUUAAAUCCAGAAGAACGCAGAUUCUGUGUUUUCUCUCUAGCUGCAUCUUCAGAUGGUCGUGAAAUACUUGGGGGGGCCAAUGAUGGCUGCUUGUAUGUUUUUGAUAGAGAACAAAACAAGAGGACACUUAAGAUUGAUUCACAUGAGGAUGAUGUCAAUGCUGUGGCCUUUGCAGACGUUUCCUCACAGAUCCUCUUCUCAGGUGGUGAUGAUGCUCUCUGCAAAGUCUGGGACAGACGGACUUUACGUGAAGAUAAUCCACAGCCUGUCGGUCAUUUGGCAGGCCAUAGAGAUGGAAUCACAUUUAUUGAUAGUAAGGGUGAUGCUCGGUUUUUAAUUUCAAAUUCCAAAGACCAGACAAUUAAAUUAUGGGAUAUUCGAAAGUUUUCACCAAAAGAAGGAUUAGCAGCAUCACGGAAGGCAGUUACUCAGCAAAACUGGGACUACCGAUGGCAGCAGGUGCCUAAAAGAGCCUUGAAAAAACACAAGCUCCAAGGAGACACCUCGAUAAUGACGUACCGUGGUCAUGGUGUACUACACACACUUAUUCGGUGUCGAUUCUCUCCAGCAUUCACUACAGGACAGAAGUAUAUCUAUACAGGGUGCUCUACCGGAAAGGUUGUAGUGUAUGACGUAUUGACAGGACAAAUAGUCACAAAGCUGUCAAACCACGAUGCCUGUGUGCGGGAUGUGAGCUGGCACCCAUUUCAGGAGAACCUAGUCAGCAGCUCGUGGGAUGGAGCAAUUCGUCUCUGGGAAUACAGACAGACUCAGUUCUUUGAUGAUGAUUUUGUCAGUGUUCAAGCACAGAUUCCUGAAACUAAAAAUGAAAAUGAAGGGGACAGUCUUUAAAAAUGAUGAAACUGGAUGAAAAUGCAGAAGAAAACAGCAAGUUUGCUGCCUUUUCUAAAGCACAGGACCCCUUCUCAGCACUUUGCUUACUCUUAAGAUAACAUCAGAAGUUACCGGAUUAAUUUUACUGCAUAAUUCAGAUUUGUUUUUUUUAUUUUUGCAGAUCUGAAUUUUGAAGCUAUUCAGGCACUUAAUUGCCACGUAAGAUAUAUUUUAUUGCUAGGACUUUUUUUUAAACUUGUAUUUCAAUUUGAAGAGUUUUUCAGUGCCACGGUGGGUUAACAACUGGCCUGGGCAGAACAGAACUCUGCCAAAUCAGCAUACAGAAGAAUUUGGUGAUUGGAAUAUACUUUGAUCUCGUCAGCCUGUGCAUAUCAAGAAAGUUUGCUAUACCGGUCUGCAUCAAACAGAUAUGGACAUUGCAGAUUUAAAAUAAACGGGUCUAAUGAAAUGCAGAUAUGUAAUAGACUGCUCUGUUGUUGUCGAGACAAAAUAGACAACAAAUUAAUUACUCUACAGCCUCUUUUCGUUACUUUGUCUAGAGAUCUACGUGUAUCACCCUGAAAACUUAGUUUAUAAUGAUAGGUAGAGGUAUCUUAAUGAUUGGAUUCAUCAUCUGGUGUGAGAAUGUCAUCACUAAAUGAGAAUUAAAUGUGUCACUAAGGAAAA